GACAAAUGACGUACUUGUGCACAUGCGCAGUACCUGUGGGCGGAGUUUUCCAGUCGGUCAGGAAGAGGAGAAAGGCGGACACAGAAACAUCAAGCGAUGGCUGCUAUCAGGAAGAAGUUGGUGAUAGUUGGGGAUGGUGCAUGUGGAAAGACUUGCCUUCUCAUCGUCUUCAGUAAGGACCAGUUUCCCGAGGUCUACGUCCCCACUGUGUUUGAGAACUAUGUGGCUGACAUUGAAGUGGAUGGGAAACAGGUGGAGCUAGCACUUUGGGAUACAGCAGGUCAGGAAGACUAUGACAGACUGAGGCCUCUCUCCUACCCUGACACUGAUGUAAUUCUCAUGUGCUUCUCUGUAGACAGCCCUGACAGUUUAGAGAAUAUUCCCGAAAAGUGGACACCUGAAGUGAAACACUUCUGCCCAAAUGUUCCUAUCAUCCUCGUGGGUAACAAAAAAGAUCUACGCAAUGAUGACCACACCAGACGAGAGCUUGCCAAAAUGAAACAGGAGCCGGUGAAACACGAAGAUGGCAAAGACAUGGCGAACCGCAUCAGUGCCUACGGCUAUCAAGAGUGUUCUGCCAAAACCAAAGAUGGUGUUAGGGAAGUCUUUGAGAUGGCAACUAGGGCAGCACUGCAGGCCAAGAAACGUGGCAGGAAAUCCAACUGCCUUCUGUUAUAGGCUCUGGAAGAAGAGGAAGCUGCCGUCAAGCACAGAUGGAAAGGGCGGCUUUCAUUGAGAUUUGACAGGGGAGAAAAUUGGGGUGGGCCCAGAAAAUACUUGUGUGUGCUCAAUUUCUUAUCACCCACUUAUCCUUAACAAAUUAAAACAGGUCUUAAAUUAUUUUAAAGGCUUUUACACGUUGGUCCUUGGUCUAUACAUUAGAGGAUGUGCCAAUUUUCUUCAGCCUAUCAAAAACUUUCAGAUCUAGAGGUCUGUAGGGCAGAUCGUUGGGGGGAGGGGGGUGAAUUGAAGUUGAGUAGAUGUAAACGGGGUUAAAAUGUGCCAUGAUGGGAAUGAAGAGAGAAAAGGUCCUUACCAGGCCAAAGAAAAUGGGGACAUGACAAUGAAAUACGGACAAAAGACAUAAAUAUUAAAUAAGUUUGAAUUAAGACGAUGUCUAAGUGGAUUUUACACAGUAUCGCCUACAUGUAGUGCCUUGAGAGCAGUGGUAAAGAAACGUAAGUUGUGGGGUAGGGAUUCAUAACUUAGAUAGGGUAUUAUUUUGUCAUUUGUAGUUAUCACACAUCACAUUUGUGAAUGCUUAUUCCCUGUCAUUGGCUUUGCUCCUUCAGGCCCAUAUUCUGACUCAGGCGCUAUGCAGGGGUAUGCCUAAACUAGAUUGUAUGAGUUGAUUUCCCAUACUGAAUUACUUACCUGUACUUAAGAGAGAGAGAGAGAGAGAGAGUGUGUGUGUGUGUGUGUGUGUGUGUGUGUGUGUGUGUGUGUGUGUGUGUGUGUGUGUGUGUGUGUGUGUGUGUGUGUGUGUGUGUGUGUGUGUGUGUGUGUGUGUGUGUGUGUGUGUGUGAGAGAGAGAGACUAACUGUAUGGUGGUUUGUUUUCUCCAGUGCAGGUUUGCAUGCAGUGAAUGUGUGUAUAUUUGUGUGGGUGCGUAUUAACAUAUGUGUCUAUGUACUGUAUGCAUGGGAAGGCCUUCUGCGUCACUGACCUAACCCCUUAUUUCCAUGCCAAAGUUACCCCUGAUGGCCACAUUUUAUGGCUCAGAUGGGUAAUGGAAUUAACAGCUACUCAGAGUGACAUAGAAACUUUCACUUUACUGGAAGACAUUGUAAUAUACCUAGAGGCACAAUCAGGUUAAACAUAUUAUGAGUUUUUAGGACCUUUUUUGUGUGUACCAGAGAUUCAUUUGACUGUGUUAAUCGGUGGGUCAAAUCUUGAGUGGUGUAGUUGAUAAGUUGAUAUUCUUUCAGAUAGAUGAUAGGCUUAUCUUAUUACUAUAAUGUCCAUUAUGUACUGUUUGUCUCACAAGGCUUUGUAAGGACAUGUUAAUGAUGUGUAUUUCAAGUCUGCCUUUUUUUCCAUUCUCUCCAUCCCUCCUUAAAUGAAAUUGUCAUUAUUGUACUAUACUUAUACUUUUUAUUGUUGAUGUCUCUAAUUUUCUUAGCAUAUUUUAAUCAUUUUACUUAAUCCUGCUGUUUUGAUCAGCUUAUGUCAGUUAAAUGAUCAAUUGUAACCGUAAUAUUGUUUUGUUUAGUUAAUUGAAGAUAAAGCUUGGUGUGCAAGGCUGGAAUGUUUUAGGGAUGGGCUCCUUUCUUGUUUAUCUUUUCUUUUUUUGUACUGUGACAUAUUAAGGUUUUUGUUUCUGGAUUUUUUUUCCAAAUAAAGCUGAUAUUAGGGA
Molecule: messenger RNA, 2356 nt
Organism: Eleginops maclovinus (Patagonian blennie)
Lineage: Eukaryota; Metazoa; Chordata; Actinopteri; Perciformes; Eleginopidae
Product: rho-related GTP-binding protein RhoA-C-like
Exons: 5
Coding region: 97-678 (193 amino acids)
Biological process (GO): small GTPase-mediated signal transduction
Cellular component (GO): cytosol
Molecular function (GO): GTPase activity; protein kinase binding; GTP binding
Source: RefSeq, a predicted model, not a curated record